AUGCUUGCCACCUUCAUCAUCACCAUUUGUGAGUUCUUCUCUGCUCUUCUCCAUGCUGUAUUGAGAAUAUUAGUACCAGUGGUAGAGUCAGCUGGGCUAGGGGUACCAUACUUUGACCUGGGUCCGUCUCCCGGGGUGGCCAUGGCAGAAUUAAGCCCCAGGCAGCUGGCUGCCAUGCAGCUGAAGGAGCGGUUCCUGGAUGCUGUGCGGAGGAACGAUGCUCAGGAGGUCCUCCACAUUCUCCAUACCACCAACCUAGACAUAGACACCGUGCUGGAGGUGGAGGACUGCAGUAUGGUCCUGGCCUCAUACAAACAAGGUUAUUGGUUGCCAGGCUACAAACUGGAGAAAUCCUGGGCGAUGGCAAUCCAUUUGUGUGCAAUGUACAAUGCUGUAGAAACAGCACUGGUGCUCCUUCAGAGUGGGGCGUCAGUCAAUCGGAUGCCCAAUGGGAAGACACCGCUGCAUGUGGCCUGUGAGGUCUCCAACAGCGACUGUGUGGCCUUGCUAUUGGCCCACGGAGCCAAAGUUAACAGUGUAUCACUGAGUGGACACAUGCCCCUCCACUACUGCAUCACCAAGGAGUCUGUGUACUGUGCCAAGCACCUCAUCCUCAAAGGUGCAAAGGUGGACAUAGCCAGCCAUAAUAGUGAUGAAGACACACCUUUACACACAGCUGCCAGAUUUGGCAUACCUGAGCUGGCGGCAUUGUACUUGGCCCAUGGGGCCUCUGUGAAUGCAGUCAACUCUCGUCAGGAGACGCCCCUGAUCACUGCAGCCUUCUGGGCUUUUGACACCAAGGAGCAAACCUACAGCCAAGAUCACCAUCUUGUCUGUCGUAUCCUGCUGGAUCACAAAGCAGACCCAAACCUCCAAGAAGAGGACAAUAAGACAGCUCUCCACAAGGCAGCGUGGAACUGCGACCACGUCCUGAUGCACAUUCUGCUGGAGGCCGGAGCAGACACACGGGCCAUGGACAUCAACGGCUGUGCCCCCAUCCAGUAUCUCCUCAAAGUGACCGAUGUCAGAGCCAUGGCCAUGCCCGAGCUCUGCUACCAGAUGCUGCUCAACUAUAACGCUGCACGGAUCUACCCACCACAGUUCCACAAGGUGUUGCAAGCCUGCCAUGACUUCCCCAAAGUGGUAGAAAUCAUGGUCAAUUCAUAUGAAUCCUUAAAACCCACAAAGAAGUGGAGAACUGCCAUUCCUGAUGACUGCUAUAAGCGACAUGAGGAAUUUUACGACUCUUUGUUUGCUGUUUGCACCAACACCCCUCGCGCCCUGCUUCACCUGGCCAGGUGUGCCAUCCGAGCGACGGUGUUAAAGCACCGCCACACUGGUAUCGAACAGCUGCCCCUGCCGACCCCCAUGAAGAAAUAUUUAUUACUGGAACCUGAGGGGCUGCUGUACUGA
This is a messenger RNA of Myripristis murdjan (pinecone soldierfish), 1413 nucleotides long. It is a transcript of the gene asb4, whose product is annotated as ankyrin repeat and SOCS box containing 4. The transcript is spliced from 6 exons. The coding region runs from base 1 to 1413 and encodes 470 amino acids. Gene Ontology annotation, molecular function: protein binding. Gene Ontology annotation, cellular component: cytoplasm; nucleus. The record is from RefSeq and is a predicted model, not a curated record. Lineage: Eukaryota; Metazoa; Chordata; Actinopteri; Holocentriformes; Holocentridae. Gene Ontology annotation, biological process: intracellular signal transduction.